GCAGGGGAAGAACCGAAAUAACUUUAGAAAGCUUGGAGUACUGAUCUGGAAGAAUAUAGUCGUACAGAUGGCGCACAAGUGUCAGUUGAGCUUAGCAAUAAUAUUGCCGCUUGUGGUUGCAGUGCUAAUAGGCCUUUUGGGAAGCCUUGUGAAUUUAAUGGAUACCGGUUCAGAGGUACAAAUUUUACCUACUGCGCCAUUCCCCGCGGAUGUUGUAAAGGAAAGAAUAUUUACACGUUUGGAAUCCGUCAUAUACUCACCGAAGAAUCCACGUAUCGAACGCGUAGUUAAGAAGGCUGCGGAAACACUGAAGUUAACAGACUUAACAGGUUUUGACAAUGACCUCGAGUGGGCGAAUCGUCUGAAGAGUAGGCUGUAUACUGCCGGCAUUGCGUUUGAUAAUGCGCUCACUGAUAUGAAGGAGUUUCCCUCCAAGAUUGAUAUUACCUUGUCUUUUCCAUCCAUGACAAUACAACCGGACGUCACUGAAUCUAAAGAUGAUGCUCUGAUGCCUUUUGAUGAUUUCUGCUUAAGCAUCUAUUGCUCUGGUUUUCUAGCCGUGCAGGACACUUUGAGUAGAGAAUUGCUGAGGGAAAAGUCACCUGGCAAGACUAUACCCACUGUUUUAAUGCAAUAUUUCCCACUCGCUCAUACUGCAGUAGAUGAUUUUCGGGGAACAUUUAUAAAGACGGCCGCCUUUUUCCUAUUUGUAAUACAUGCAUAUCCUUGCGCAUGCGUUGCUCAGACCUUGUUGGUGGAGAAGAAUAAACAGCUAAAGGUGACUCUGGCAAUAAUGGGUGUGGCAGUCUGGCUACACUGGCUGGCCUGGUUCAUAAAGUGGUUUCUAUUUUUGAGCAUAGGGGCAGUUGUGGUUGCGUUAGUUUGGGUAGUGAUAGGACCAUUUGUUUUUACCAGCUCUGUAGUUAUUCUGCUUAUCCUGCUGGUGUAUUUAAUACACAUCAUAAGUUUCGCUUUUUUAAUAAGCGCCAUUUUCAUGAGCACCAUGAGGGGAAUUUUGGUAUGUUAUUUGCUAUACAUUGCUCAAUAUGUUCCCUACAUAGCUACACCAUAUAAUGCUCCCGAUAUAGCAAAGAUUAUCGAGUGUCUACUUUUGAAUAGUGGUAUGUGUUGGGCAUUUACAACAGUGCAAGAUUUUGAGCGCAGUAGGAAAAAAUUGGGAGUUGGCACAUUGUUUACGCCUAUUAGAGAGAGCUUAUCAGUAGGAACUGUAAUGAUUCUAAUGCUCCUAGGGUCUCUGAUAAAUGUGAUUCUGUGCUUGUACUUUGAGCAAAUACGUCCCGGAAAUAUUGGCAUAUCUAGAAAAUGGAACUUCCCGUUCACGCGCAAGUUUUGGUGUCCGCGUCGAGAGCCUGGAGAUGACAAAAAUGGCGAUUGGGAUGAGGAAAAAGGGGUGGAUGUGCGUAGAGAAAGUAUUGAACAAAAUUUUGAGGCUGGGCCAAAAGGGAAGACGAUAAUUGUGCAGGCCCAGCAUUUGACAAAGUCCUUCCAUGGCAUCAAAGUUGUUAAGAAUUUUUCAUUGAACCUGUACGAAGAUGAGCUUACAGUCCUGCUGGGCCACAACGGAGCUGGAAAGACGACAACUAUAAUGAUGAUGACUGGAACUUAUAAGCCCACGUCUGGGCGGGUGAUAAUCAAUGGCUACGAUAUGGCUACGGCUCCAGAAAAGGCGCGUAACUCGCUCAGUAUCUGCCCACAACAUAAUGUCCUCUUCGAUGAUCUGACAGUGGAGCAGCACAUUAAGUUCUUUUGUACGAUAAAGGGCCUGGAGAAAAACGAAACUAACAAACAGAUUCAAAAGUAUGUGCUUUUAUUAGACCUCAAAUCAAAGGCCAUGGUCCGAUCACGACAACUUUCCGGUGGUAUGAAGCGCAAACUCUCAAUAUGCUGUGCCCUCUGCGGUAACACGCGCGUGGUGUUCUGCGAUGAGCCCAGCACUGGAUUGGACCCAUCGGCGCGUCAUGAUCUGUGGAGUGUUCUGCAGAAGGAGAAAACCGGACGGUGCAUUCUGCUAACCACACACUAUAUGGACGAGGCAGAAGUAUUGGCCGAUCGCGUAGCCAUAAUGGGCGAUGGCGAACUGCGUGGAUAUGGCACUACGUUCUUUAUGCAACAAAAUAUUAGUGCAGGCUAUCGACUGAUAUGCGUACAGCUGGAGGACUGUGAUGUAGACAAAGUUACAACAUUUCUGAAACGUUAUAUUCCCAAAAUCACUCUGGAACGCACUGUGGGUACGGACCUCAUAUAUCGCCUUCCACCACAGGAAACCUCCAAGUUUGAGAAUAUGUUUAAGGAUCUGGAGAAAAAUCUGGAGGACCUACGAUUAUAUGGCUUCGGUCUGAGUCCCUCAACGUUAGCGGAUGCUUUUAUGACAAUCGGUAUGACAAAAAACAAACUUCCAGAUGACUCUGGAAAAGCAACUACGUGGGGUUCACAGACUGGCUUUCAGAUAAGGGACGAUAUAAAGAAAAAGGAAGGGAGGAAGUGUAUGUGCUGCGAUCACUUUCCACCCAUGAUGCGGAAGAAAAUACUGCACACCUAUCGGAAAAAGGGCAUAUUUCUGACACUUACGUUGCUGCCAGUAGCAAUAUUUUUGCUUACUGAAAUAAUCGGAAAACUAUUGCCAUCAGAAAAAGAAUCGUUAAAAUUGGAUUUAACACUAUUCAGCAAUGCGAUGGUAAUGUUUCAUACAACAGCCACCAAAGAGCCAUUCAAAUCGAUAGCGGAGCGUUACAAGUCGCUCGCAGAGAGCAAGGGGGCCAAAAUAAAGAGUAUGGAUUCUGAAAUUGAUGAAUAUACGAAAGAUCUAAUCAAAGACAAAUUGAAAGCAUUUAAAAAAUCAUGUGUCGGGGGAGCUACAAUUACAGACAAAUUGAUGCUAGCUUGGAUAAACCCAGCCCAGGCUCACUCUCUUCCUAUUUCUCACAAUCUUCUCUAUAAUGCUAUUGCCAAGGUCCUAGUUGGGGAUGAUAUGGAAAUCGGGAUUACGAAUAGGCCAAUUAAGAGAGAAUCACCGGUUAAAUUAAGUUCUAUAUUUGCAUCUGUGACAUUAAUAAUGGCGUUUGAUAUCGCCGUCUUCAUCAUAUUGCCCGUUGCAGAACGUUAUUCACAGACCAAAUUGCUGCAGAUUGUCAGCGGUUUGGCCUAUUGGAACUACUGGCUGACGCACUUUGUAUGGGACUAUCUAAUUUAUUUGGCCAUAGCAUUAGUAUUUGUCAUCAUUUUAUUGAUUGAUUCUCAGAGCUUCCUGUUUGAUAUAGUAAUCCUUCUUAUUUUGUUCGGCCUGGCGGGGCUACCGUUUACUUAUCUGAACUCUAUGCUUUUUAAGUUGUCAACCGCAGCCUUUAUCGUCUAUAGUAUUCUGAAUUUAUUAAUCGAUAACAUUGCUGCCAUUUUGAUGAUGCAUCCGAUGUAUGCAUUGGCCGAAAGCAGUGGAAUAAUAGCAGAAAACAUUAACAAAUUGCAAUCUGAUCAAUGUGUGGAUAAUCAGAAGGGAUGCAAAGACGACCUAAAAUCAAUUAUGACAUGGAGACCAAUACAUUUUUUAUUGAUAGAAGCUAUUCUUUACUUUGCAAUAUUGAUGCUCCUCUCUGUAUAUUCGAGACGGUUGCAAUACUGCCUUGGAAAACUGAAGCCUAAUACUUGGUCUGUGGCUGCACUAGCAGACACUAAGGAAAAGGAUAAGGAUGUAUUAAAAGAGGAGAAGCGUGUUUCAGAGAUGACUGAGGAGGAUAUUGAGGCUCAAAAUCUUGUGCUUGAUCACGCAGUAAAGGCAUAUGGAAAGUUGGUAGCUGUGCGCGAAAUUUCGCUGGCCGUAAAGGCAUAUGAGUGCUUCGGGCUACUUGGAUUAAAUGGUGCCGGAAAAACUAGCACCUUUAACAUGAUCGUUGGCGAGCAGUUGAUCGACAGCGGCAACAUAUAUAUCAAGGGGAUCAGCGUUAAAUCGAAUGCGAGAAAAGCCUUAAGACAUGUCGGCUACUGUCCCCAAGUUGAUACGUAUUGGAACUUUUUGACAGGACGUGAGAGUCUGCAUAUAGUUUUCCAGCUGCAUCGCGUCCAAAAAGCGGAUAUCAAUAAUUUGGUGGAGCAAGUGGCUAAGUAUUUUCAAUUUCGGGAGCAUCUGGACAAGCUGGUCCGUAAUUACAGCGGCGGCACAAAACGAAAAUUUACUAGCGCUCUGUGCGCCCUGGGAUCAACAUUAAUGUGCCUCGACGAGCCUACGACAGGCAUUGAUCCGGCUGCGACGCGUGAAAUCUGGGACGUUCUGACACGCAUCCGGGAUUGCGGUAAAUCGCUAUUGCUUACCUCACACAGCAUGGAGGAGUGCGAGGCACUCUGCUCGCGCUUAGCCAUUAUGGUGAACGGCCAGUUUUGUUGCCUGGGCUCCCUCCAGCACAUAAAAAGCCGUUUCAGCAUGGGCAUGGUUAUUCAGAUUAAAGUGAGCGACAAGGAUGAGUUGGACAGGGCCAAGGCAAACAUGAAGAGGGAAAGCCAAGCGCGGCCAGAUCAGCCGGACAUUGGAAAAAGUAAAUCAGCUUCUAGAAGCUUGGCUACUACCCCUAUACAGUCAGAGGAAGAGGAAGAGGCCACGACCAGCAACGCUAUCAGCAGUUCUACAAGCGGCGAAAACAAACACGGCGACCACGAGCGAUCGACGAAGCGGGACAAAAAGGCGGAUGAGAAAAAAAAGCGUGGGUCUGCUUCACCAACAAAGCCAGACAAAAAGGUGGACAAGGUGGACAAGCCAGACAGUCCGUCCACAUCGCAAGAAACAGUGAAAUCAAAUAAAACUGAAGAUGGCAGCGAUAAUUUAGAGGCCUUAAUCGAUAAAGUGGUGAAAAAUUUCACUGAGAAAUUUCCCGAUAUACAAGUAGUAGAACGAAACGGCUAUCGCGGCAUGGUCACAAUGCAUUUGCCCAACAAAGAUGUCAAAUGGUCUGAAAUUUUUGGCUAUCUUGAGAAAAAUCGUGAGAAGCUGCAAAUAUUGAGUUACUCCAUUGCCCAGACGUCUCUCCAGGAAAUCUUUAUAAAGUUUGCACAUGAUCAAAAAUGAUGGGCGAAGAGCCAUUUUAUUCAAAAUA
This is a messenger RNA of Scaptodrosophila lebanonensis, 5099 nucleotides long. RefSeq names its product ATP-binding cassette sub-family A member 3-like. Gene Ontology annotation, cellular component: intracellular membrane-bounded organelle; membrane. The transcript has 10 exons. The record is from RefSeq and is a predicted model, not a curated record. Gene Ontology annotation, biological process: transmembrane transport; lipid transport. Gene Ontology annotation, molecular function: lipid carrier activity; ATP hydrolysis activity; ABC-type transporter activity. The coding region runs from base 68 to 5071 and encodes 1667 amino acids. NCBI's taxonomy places the organism in Eukaryota, Metazoa, Arthropoda, Insecta, Diptera, Drosophilidae.